AUGGCCCGUCGAGCUGCCGGACAAUUAAUCAAAAGAGUGCUCAUGGUCCCACCCGAGCAUUUUACGGUUGAGUAUUCCAUCAACCCGUGGAUGGGAGGCACAGUAGAUAAGGCGAAAGCUCAUCAACAAUGGAAUGAUCUCAAGAAAGCCAUUGAAAAGGAAGGAGUACAGGUAUCGACAUUAUCGCAAACAAAGGGAUUGCCCGAUCAAGUUUUUGUCUGCAACAGUGGCCUUGUUUUGGGUGAUCGAGUCUAUCUCAGUCGAUUCCGUCAUAAAGAGAGGACCGGCGAACAAGCGCAUUAUUUGCAAUGGUUCAAGGAGAAUGGCUUCAAACCGAUUGGAGAGGAUUACGGCGAAUAUUUUGAGGGUGGAGGUGAUGCUGUUUUCUCGGAUUACAAGACGUUAUGGGCCGGAUAUGGUGCUCGGAGCAGCAAAGGGGUAUACGACUCCGUGAAAUCUUUGGGAGAUUUUGAGGUUGUUAUCUGCGAUCUUAUUGACCCAAAAUUCUAUCACUUGGACACGUGUUUUGCGCCCGUCGAUGAAACAACGGCUCUUUGGUAUCCACCGGCAUUCAGUGAGAAUACGAAGAAAGAGAUCCUUCGACGUUUACCUCAUUCGAUUGCUGUUUCACAAGAAGAAGCAACUGCAUUUGUUUGCAAUGCAAUCACGAUUAGGAACACGGUAAUUUCUCCAAUUGGUGUUUCGACUGCAACUCGCGCUGCUUUGAAAGCACGUGGAUUUGGUGUUACUGAGGUUGACAUGAGCGAAUUCAUGAAGAGUGGUGGUGCUUGUCAGUGUCUCAUCUUGCGACUU
Messenger RNA from Mesorhabditis belari, 813 nucleotides. NCBI's taxonomy places the organism in Eukaryota, Metazoa, Nematoda, Chromadorea, Rhabditida, Rhabditidae. The record is from the annotation of a GenBank genome assembly.